UAAUCUUUAUGACCAUUGACUCCGGACAAAGUUGAUGCUCUAUGCCCGACUAAGCAAAAGCCCUUAUUUACCAAAGAAAAAGGCUCCAUUCAACAGGCCCAAAAAACGAACCACUAUCUCACUCUUAAAUUGUCAUAACCAAGGCACAAAAACAAAACCAAAGGAACGGUCAUAUUUAUUGGAAAACUAGCAAAAAGAAAAAAAAAUGUUGAGAAGUCUUCAACUGGAGUCUGGUUACAGAAUCAUCUUAGCUUUGAGACUCUCUUCCCUGCUAAUUUUGUUUUCUUCGGUUCUGAGUGCUCAUGGGUAUCCUUCAAGAGCUCAUAUCUUCAUUUAUGCAGCCUGUUCUCAAGAAAAAUACCAACCAAACUCACCCUUUGAAGGCAACCUUAACAGCUUUCUGUCUUCAGUUGUCAGUUCAUUCUCGGAUGUAACUUACAAUAGUUUUGCUAUUGGAAAUGGAAGCUCAACACCACAAGAGGGAAACGUAUACGGCUUGUAUCAGUGCAGAGGUGAUUUGCAUCCAGUUGACUGCUCAAAGUGUGUAGGAAGACUUGUUAACCAAAUAGGCUUGGUUUGUCCUUAUGCCCUUGGGGCUUCUUUGCAACUUGAAGGCUGCCUUGUAAGAUAUGAGCAUGCUGGUGAUUUCCUGGGCAAACUGGACACCAGUCUCAGGUAUAAGAAAUGUAGCAAAGCCGUGACUAGUGACGUUGAGUUCUUCCGUCGUAGAGAUGAUGUUCUGGCUGAUUUGCAAACGGCUAAUGGAUUUAGAGUCAGUAGUUCAGGCCUAGUUGAAGGGUUUGCACAAUGCUUGGGGGAUUUAAGUGUAUCAGAUUGCUCCUCUUGUCUAGCAGAUGCAGUUGGAAAGCUAAAAAGCUUAUGUGGAUCAGCAGCAACAGCUGAUGUGUUCUUGGGACAAUGUUAUGCUCGGUACUGGGCAUCUGGCUAUUAUGAUGAAUCAGAUUCCUCCAACAAUGACCAAGUGGGAAAAUCGGUUGCCAUUAUUGUGGGAGUAUUUGCAGGUCUUGCCGUUCUAGUUGUACUCCUCUCAAUUUGCAAAAAAGCAGCGGGUUAAGAAGAGAGAGGUACUAAAAGAAGGGGUAAUCAUUAGGAAAGGUCCUCAAAUGUUUUUUUAAAUUUAUUGAAAACCAUGCUUCCACAUUUUGUUCAAUUUAAUACAUUAUGUUUUCCCACCAAAGAAAGUGGAUGUUAUCUUUUAGUUUAUAAAGUAGAACUCUGUUAUCGAUCAACUUAGAAAGCGCUGCCGAUUGUCUUUGCCUU
Molecule: messenger RNA, 1281 nt
Organism: Glycine soja
Lineage: Eukaryota; Viridiplantae; Streptophyta; Magnoliopsida; Fabales; Fabaceae
Product: plasmodesmata-located protein 8-like
Exons: 3
Coding region: 206-1075 (289 amino acids)
Cellular component (GO): plasmodesma
Source: RefSeq, a predicted model, not a curated record